GCAGCGGAGGGAGCGGCGGCGGAGGAGAGCGCGCGCGCGCCCCCUCCCUCCCUCCCUCCCUCCCCCUCCCCCCAAUUUCCACCGCGGCCAAUUCAUGGACAGGAACUACCCCAGCGCCGGCUUCGGGGACCCGCUCGGCGCCGGGGCGGGAUGGAGUUACGAGAGGUCAGCGAAAGCUAGCUUGGUCUAUGGCAGCUCCAGGACCUCGCAUCCCGAGACGGACAUCUUACACCGCCAGGCCUACGCGGCCCCCCACCCACUGCAAAGCUAUGCCACCAACCACCACCCCGCAGGCCUCUCCGGACUCUUUGACACUGGCCUCCACCACGCAGGCUCAGCAGGGCCUGACGCCUCCGUCAUGAACCUCAUCUCAGCUCUGGAGUCCCGGGGCCCCCAGCCGGGCCCCUCCGCCUCUUCUCUCCUCUCCCAGUUCCGCAGUCCUUCCUGGCAGACAGCCAUGCACACGCCAGGUCCCACGGAGCUCUUCAUCUCGGGUGCCCUGCCGGGUUCCAGCACCUUCCCGUCCUCCUCCGCCCUCUCGGCCUACCAGCACCCGGCUUCCUUUGGCAGCCGCCCCUUCCCAGUGCCCUCGUCUCUCAGCCUCCAGGACCCCCCGUUCAGUCCCCCAGCUAACGGGCUCCUGUCCCCUCACGACGUGCUGCACCUCAAGCCCUCACAAGCACCUACGGUGCCCUCCUCGUUGGGCUUUGAGCGCUUGGCGGGGAGCGGUGUCCUGGGGCCCACCGGUCUUGGCCCGGCCCAGACCCCCCCCUACCGCCCUGGCCCUCCAGACCCACCCCCACCUCCCCGCCACCUCCCAACUCAGUUCAACCUGCUGGCUUCCUCUUCUGCUGCCGCUGCUGCCGCUGCUGCCGAGCAGUCCUCCCCGCAGCUCUACAACUUCUCGGGUGCUGCCCCGGGCCCGCCGCCACCCGAGCGGGCCCUGCCCCGCCAGGAUACCGUCAUCAAGCACUACCAGCGGCCGGCCAGUGCCCAGCCCCCACCACCCCCGCCACCAGCCCACGCCCUCCAGCAUUACCUGAGCUGUGGGGGCAGCUACCCUUCCAUGGGCCACCGGGCCAACCUGGCCUGCAGCCCCCUGGGCGGCGGGGAGCCCUCGCCGGGCGCUGGGGAACCUAGCAAGGCUGGGCCCAGUGGAGCCACCGCCGGGGCAUCGGGCCGGGCCACAGGCCCUGAGGCGGCCGGGGGAGGUGGGGCAGGGGGUGGGGGUGGGGGUUACCGUCCCAUCAUUCAGUCGUCUGGUUACAAAACAGGCAAAGGAGGUUAUGGGGCUGCAGCUGGGGGUGCCAGCCGGCCUCCACCACCCCGUUCAACUGCCACGCCCAAAUGCCAGAGCCUGGGGGGCCCGGCAGCAGCCUAUGCCACUGGGAAGGCCUCUGGAGCUGGUGGGGCUGGGGGCCAGGCCUAUUCCCCUGGGCAGCCCCAAGGGCUUCUGGGACCCCAGGCCUACGGGCAAGGGUUCGGAGGGGGGCAAGCACAGGACUUGAGCAAAGGCCCCAGCUACUCGGGGGGUCCCCCGCAGCCCCCCAGUGGUCCUCCGCCUCCUGGCCUGGCCACGUGUCAGAGCUACUCCCCGGACCAGCUGCAAGGGCAGCUGUAUGGGGUGCAGGGCGAGGCCUACCCAGGGCCAGCCCCCCACUCCCAGGGGCUGCCCACGGCCAGCCCCUCGCUCAGCUACAGCACUGGCCACUCCCCGGCGCUCUCAGGCCACGGAGGGGGCUGGGGGCCUAGCUCCCUGGGUGGCGGUGGGGAGGCCAGCCCAUCCCACAUCAUCCGCCCGCUCCAGUCGCCACCCGCCACGGGCCGUCCGCCUGGCGUUGGUUCUCCAGGAGCCCCUGGCAAGUACCUGAGCUCGGUCCUGGCCUCUUCCCCGUUCCUGGCACCCCCUGGAGCCAGCAGCUAUGCGGCCGGAGCGGGCGGCUACAAGGGCAAGGGGGAUGGCUCCGAGCUGCUGGCAGGCCCUGGCGGUCCCUCUGCUGAGCGCACCGAGGACGAGGAGUUCCUCAUCCAGCAUCUCCUGCAGGCGCCCAGCCCACCGCGGACCUCAGGGGCAGAGGGCUUGGUGGGCGAGGACGGGGCGGUGGACGCCUCCAAGGGACUUGGGGGUGGGGGCGGGGCCGGGGGACCACCCGGGACCCCAUACGAGCUGGCCAAGGAGGACCCGCAGAGAUACCACCUGCAGAGCGUCAUUCGCACCAGCUCCAGCCUGGAUGAGGGUGCCACGGCGGCCCUGGAGCUGGGCCUGGGGAGGCUGAAGGAGAAGAAGAAAGGGCCGGAACGGGGUGGCGAGACCCCUGAGGGGCUGGCCACCUCUGUCGUCCACUACGGAGCUGGUGCCAAGGAACUGGGGGCCUUCCUGCAGAAGAGCCCACCCCCCGCGCCCCCCACGGGCCAGCCGGCCCAGCCCACGCCCCACAGCCUCCUCCUGGAAGCCGGGGGGCCUGACCUCCCACUGGUGCUGCCACCGCCGCCCCCACAGCUGCUCCCCUCUGUCCUCAGCCAUGCUCCCAGCCCUUCACCCAGCGCUCCCAAAGUCAGCGUCCACCUCCUUGAGCCCCCUGCCCGGGAUGGGGCACCCCAGCCGCCCCCGCCCCCCAUGCCUCUCCAGCUCGAGGCCCACCUCCGCAGCCACAGCCUGGAGCCCACCGCCCCCAGUCCCCGCCUGCGGCCCGAGGAGAGCCUGGAGCCCCCAGGUGCCAUGCAGGAAUUGCUGGGGGCGCUGGAGCCGCUGCCCCCAGGGCCCAGCGAGGCUGGUGUGGGCCCCCCGAACACUGAGGGCAAGGACCCCGUGGGCGCCUACCGCAGCCCCAGCCCGCAAGGCACCAAGGCACCCCGCUUCGUGCCCCUCACCUCCAUCUGCUUCCCCGACUCCUUGCUCCAAGACGAGGAGCGCAGCUUCUUCCCCACCAUGGAGGAGAUGUUCGGCGGAGGGGCUGCUGAUGACUAUGGCAAGGCUGGGCCACCCGAGGAUGACGGCGACCCCAAGGCGGCUGCGGGGCCACCUCCUGGGCCCCCCACGUAUGACCCCUAUGGACCCUAUUGCCCCAGCCGAGCAUCUGGAGCCGGCCCCGAGACACCAGGGGGCCUGGGCCUGGACCCCAACAAGCCGCCCGAGCUGCCCUCCACAGUCAACGCCGAGCCCCUGGGCCUGAUCCAGAGUGGGCCCCACCAGGCCGCGCCGCCCCCACCGCCACCGCCGCCGCCCACCAACGAGCCCAAGGGGGGCCUGACCUCGCCCAUCUUCUGCUCGACCAAGCCAAAGAAGCUGCUCAAGACGUCCUCCUUCCACCUGCUGCGGCGCCGCGACCCCCCCUUCCAGACUCCUAAGAAGCUGUAUGCCCAGGAGUAUGAGUUCGAGGCCGACGAGGACAAGGCUGAUGUGCCGGCCGACAUCCGCCUCAACCCGCGCCGCCUGCCCGACCUGGUCUCCAGCUGCCGCUCCCGCCCGGCCCUCUCACCACUGGGCGACAUCGAUUUCUGCCCGCCCAACCCAGGCCCCGAUGGCCCCCGGCGCCGGGGCCGCAAGCCCACCAAGGCCAAGCGUGACGGCCCUCCCCGGCCCCGGGGCAGGCCCCGGAUCCGCCCGCUGGAGGUCCCCACCACUGUUGGGCUGGCCUCGGCCUCCACACCCACCGAUGGGGCCAAGAAGCCCCGGGGCCGUGGCCGGGGCCGGGGCAGGAAGGCCGAGGAGGCAGGGGGCACCCGUCUGGAGCCCCUGAAGCCGCUUAAGAUUAAGCUGUCUGUGCCCAAGGCUGGCGAGGGCCGGGGAGCCGCCUCAGGCGACGCCGUGUCGGGCUCGGACCACAACAGCCUGGACUCGAGUCUGACACGGGAGAAGAUUGAGGCCAAGAUCAAGGAGGUGGAGGAGAAGCAGCCGGAGAUGAAGUCGGGUUUCAUGGCUUCCUUCCUGGAUUUUCUCAAGUCGGGCAAGCGCCACCCGCCGCUCUACCAGGCAGGCCUGACACCCCCGCUCAGCCCCCCAAAGAGCGUGCCACCCACGGUACCGGCCCGGGGCCUGCAGCCCCAGCCCCCGGCCGCCCCCACCGUGCCCCAUGCCCCGCCCACCAGCACCUUUGGGCUGGGGGGCGCGCUGGAGGCGGCCGAGAGCGAAGGGCUUGGGCUUGGCUGCCCAUCACCAUGCAAGCGCUUGGACGAGGAGCUGAAGCGGAACCUCGAGACCCUGCCCUCCUUCUCCUCGGAUGAGGAGGACUCUGUCGCCAAGAACCGGGACCUGCAGGAGAGCAUCUCCUCAGCCAUCUCAGCCCUCGAUGACCCACCCCUCGCCGGGCCCAAGGACACCUCCACCCCGGACGGACCCCCCUUGGCCGCCCCAGCUGCUGUCCCAGGCCCACCACCUCUUCCGGGGCUCCCCAGUGCUAACAGCAAUGGCACGCCCGAGCCCCCGCUGCUGGAGGAGAAGCCCCCACCCUCGCCGCCUCCUGCCCCCACUCCCCAGCCGCCACCACUGCCGCCUCCAGCCCUGCCCUCGCCGCCCCCACUGGUGGCCCCCACGCCCAGCUCGCCACCCCCGCCAAGCCUGCCCUCGCCGCCGCCGCCCCUGCCCCUGCCCGCUGCCACCGCCGCGGCCCCUCCAGUCGCCCCUCCCGAGGAGCCCGCUGCCCCGUCCCCCGAGGACCCCGAGCCGCCCGACGCCCGGCCCCUGCACCUGGCCAAGAAGCAGGAGACGGCCGCCGUGUGCGGGGAGACCGACGAGGAGGCGGGCGAGAGCGGCGGGGAGGGCAUCUUCCGCGAGCGCGAUGAGUUUGUCAUCCGGGCCGAGGACAUCCCCUCCCUCAAGCUGGCGCUGCAGACGGGGCGUGAGCCCCCGCCCAUCUGGCGAGUCCAGAAAGCCCUGUUGCAGAAAUUCACUCCAGAGAUCAAGGAUGGCCAGAGGCAGUUUUGUGCCACCAGUAACUACUUGGGCUAUUUUGGGGAUGCAAAAAACCGGUACCAGCGCCUGUAUGUCAAGUUCCUGGAAAAUGUCAACAAGAAGGACUACGUGAGGGUCUGUGCUCGGAAACCUUGGCACCGGCCUCCGGUGCCUGUCAGACGCUCCAGUCAGGCCAAGGGCCCUGCUCCUGCUGGGGGCAGCUCUGCUCCCACCCCCAAGGCCCCAGCGCCUCCUCCUAAGCCUGAGACCCCUGAGAAGACGACGUCUGAGAAGCCAGCAGAGCAGACGCCUGAGAUGGCUGUGCCUGAGCCCCCGGCCCCUGAGAAGCCGUCCCCUCCACGGCCUGCUGAGAAGGAUAAGGAGAAGGAGCGGGCUACACGCGUGGAGCGGCCAUUGCGGGGCGAGCGGGGCGUGGGCGGGCGGCAGGCCCGGCCUGAACGGAGCCUCCCCACGGGACAGCCCGCUGCUUCCAGGCUGCCCAAGGCCCGGCCCACCAAGGUGAAGGCCGAGCCGCCCCCCAAGAAGAGGAAGAAGUGGCUGAAGGAGGCGGCCGGCAAUGCCUCAGCGGGCGUGGGGCCCCCCGGCAGCUCCUCGGACUCGGAGUCGUCCCCCGGAGCUCCCAGUGAGGACGAGCGGGCAGUACCCGGGCGUCUGCUGAAGACUCGGGCGAUGCGGGAGAUGUACCGGAGCUACGUGGAGAUGCUGGUGAGCACGGCCCUCGACCCGGACAUGAUCCAGGCCCUGGAGGACACCCAUGAUGAGUUGUAUCUACCCCCCAUGCGGAAGAUCGACGGCCUUUUGAACGAGCACAAGAAGAAAGUCCUGAAGCGGCUGUCACUGAGCCCAGCCCUGCAGGACGCCCUGCACACGUUCCCACAGCUGCAAGUAGAGCAGAGUGGGGAGGGCUCCCCCGAGGAGGGUGCCGUGCGGCUGCGGCCGGCCGGGGAGCCCUACAACCGCAAGACGCUCAGCAAGCUCAAGAGGAGCGCGGUUCGAGCCCAGGAGUUCAAGGUCGAGCUGGAGAAGUCCGGAUACUACACGCUGUACCACUCGCUCCACCAUUAUAAGUACCACACCUUCCUGCGCUGCCGGGACCAGACGCUGGCCAUCGAGGGCGGCGCUGAGGACCUGGGCCAGGAGGAGGUGGUCCAGCAGUGCAUGCGCAACCAGCCAUGGCUGGAGCAGCUCUUCGACUCCUUCAGCGACCUGCUGGCCCAAGCACAGGCCCACAGCCGCUGCGGGUGACCCCCCAGCCGGGGGGGGGCACCUCCGCCGCGCACUGACAAUUGGGACAGAACUGUGUCCUCAGGAGCUAACCCCGGGCCCCAUUGCCCAGGAAGUAUGGGGGGGAGGGUGGGUGUCGUUGGUCAGGGUGUGUCCAUGCUGCCCCCCCCAGGGCAGGGUUCAAAGGUCGACUCCCCCCUCCCCCCACCAGCCCUCGCCAUUCCCUCCCCAUCCCUCCCACUGUUCGGUGUACAGAGAAAUUAUUUAUAUAUAUGUAUAAAUGUCUAUUUAGUACCGGUUCCCCCCCUGCCCACUCCCCUCUCCACGGCCAUAGCCCCCGCCCCCUCUGCCUUGUACAUAAUGUAUAGGAAAAGUCUAUGUAUGGUUGAGGGGGAGGGGCGGCUUCAGAGAACUGGGGGCCUUCCUCCCCCAAGCCCCCCCUACAGGCCAAGAUCUUUGCUAAAGCCCACUCCCUCCCCAGGGCAUUCAGCGUUGGGUUGAGGUGGGAGGGGGAAACGCAUCUUGUUAAUUAUUUUUAAUCUUAUUUAUUGUACAUACCUGGGGGCUGGGGGCUGGGGAGGUGGAGGGGGGAGAAGGGCCCUUUCUCUGCCCCUCCCCACCCCUUUUCUACGGCGAUUCGUCUGUGUCUCCCCCCACCCGCCCACCCAUUGUUGUCUGGAUGUGGUUCUAUUUUUUAUUGGUCUCCUCUCCCUUCCUCCCUCUCUCUGCCCCCCCAGCCCCCACCUCCCCUCCACCCUUUGUCUCUUGCUCUUUCUUGGGCUUCUGUACAACUCAACUUGUAUACACUGUGUACACACAACCAGCCAAACGAAAACCCAACAGCAAACACUUUA
Messenger RNA from Choloepus didactylus (southern two-toed sloth), 6990 nucleotides. It is a transcript of the gene PRR12, whose product is annotated as proline rich 12. The record is from RefSeq and is a predicted model, not a curated record. The transcript has 14 exons. NCBI's taxonomy places the organism in Eukaryota, Metazoa, Chordata, Mammalia, Pilosa, Megalonychidae. The coding region runs from base 95 to 6157 and encodes 2020 amino acids.